Molecule: messenger RNA, 507 nt
Organism: Fusarium pseudograminearum CS3096
Lineage: Eukaryota; Fungi; Ascomycota; Sordariomycetes; Hypocreales; Nectriaceae
Exons: 2
Coding region: 1-507 (168 amino acids)
Source: RefSeq, a predicted model, not a curated record
AUGGCAUCUAUUAUGGAAAAGAUCAAGGAGACUGUUGUUCCCUCUAACAAUGAGGGCUACAACACCAACCCUAGCUCUCACGAUCAUGAGCCCCCCAGCUACAGCGAGUCCUCCCACUCCAACAACAAUAACUCUGGCAUCUACAACUCUGUGACAGAGAACAACGCCCAGCGAGAAUUCAGUUCAAACAACUCUGCGCCUCUCGAUACCAGCACUCAGAACGAGGGUGUCCGAACGGGUGAUCGAAUCAACUCGUUGGUAGAAAACGUCCCAGGAGUGUCCUCUUCCUCUACCCAAAACAAGUCUACAUUCGAUACACCUUCAUACCAAAACAACACGCAUCACGAUACUUCCUCCGACACCCCCAUUGACGCAGCUCGUGCGCCUCCUUCUGUUUUUAAGGAGCAUCUCGGUGAACCUACAAUUGAGCACGACUACCCCCAUGAAAGUUCGACAAAGAGACAUGCUUCUGUCAGUCACCAGGAGGAGCACUAUAACCUUAACUAG